Leptopilina boulardi is the source of this 11959-nucleotide messenger RNA. It is a transcript of the gene tyf, whose product is annotated as serine-rich adhesin for platelets. Bases 1734 to 5903 code for a protein of 1389 amino acids. The record is from RefSeq and is a predicted model, not a curated record. NCBI's taxonomy places the organism in Eukaryota, Metazoa, Arthropoda, Insecta, Hymenoptera, Figitidae. The transcript is spliced from 10 exons.
CUCGACAUUUGUCUGCGCAAAAGCGUUUCGUGUGUGUCUCGUACAAAAGUAAAAAAAGACGAAAAAAAAACACAUACACAGAGAGAAAAAAAAAAACCUCUCCGGGCGCACAGUUUCGCGACAGUUACUUACACACACUAUCUAUAUAUCUCUCAUGAUUUCCCUACUAGCAGAAAAAAGAACCACCCACACAAAAAAACUGUACAUAAAAAUAUCAUUGAAAAUUCCCGCAACAAUCGUCGUCGUCGGUGAAUAAACAUACAUAUACACAUAUAUAUAUAUAUAUCUAUAAAACUUGUGUGAGUGUGUAAAAGAAGUGAAGUUUCAAUCGCAUAUAAUAUCAAAACGGAGAUACGUCACUGUUCCGCGAGUGUCUCAAGAAGUUUUGUGUUUUAGUAUGUCUGUUCCCCAAAUAUAGACGAAUUAUUUGACCCUUGUGCAUCUUUUGUGUAGUGGAAGUAAAAAGAAAAAAAAAUAAUUACAUAGACAAAAAUGUGUAAAUAAGAACCUAAAGUUUCUUGCACUGAAAGUGGGGAGGGGAUAAGGAAAAAAAUUGAAUGUGAUAAAAAGUGUUUUAUAUAUUUGAAAAAUGUAGAAGUAUAUAAUCAUUGUGAUUUGACACGUGUUGAAUUUCAUUCUUGGUCCCCUUUGCGAAAAAAUCCCCCAGAGAGUUAGACCCCGGAGAAGGUUAAUCUUAUACGAUCGAUAAACUGUCAAGGAUAUUACAUCCAUGUUUCAUUUGAGAGAUUUUCAUCAAAUCGUAAAAAAUAAUAUUCAUUGCAUAAAGUGAAGUUUUAGAUUAAAAAAGAAAUUGGUUUUUUUUUAAAAUUUAUUAAUAUUAACUUAAAAAGUUCUUUCUCAUGGAGUUUCCCGACAACUUUGAGGAUGAUGCUGAGGAAUCGAUUUUUAACUACGCGCGGCCCUGACAUCAUCAUCUUGUGUCUGCUAAAUAGAAACAUUGUUUUUCGUUUUUAAAAAAAAGAAAAAGUUCAUCAAAAAGUAAUAGGGGUUUUAAUGAAACGAUUUUUUGGGAAAUAAAAUUUAUUCCAAGACGAAACAUUAUUUAGGAUUAUGAUAACGUCGUGUUCGGUCGCCAUUUUGAAUUCGGUUCCAUUUGAAACGUGUGAGUGUGUAUAUGUGAAAAACUUGUUCUCUUCUCUUCCUUCUCAUUUGACGUUAUUUUUUUCUCUUCUUCUUCUUCAUCACUAGAUAUUUGAGUAUGUGUUAGAAAAAGAAAGAGAUGUACAGUGAUUCGGAAAAUUCUCAAAAAAGUGAAAUUCUCGUUGUUAUUACUUAAAAUAAAAAAGAAGGGAAGUUUUUCUCUUGAAUAAAAAGUGUUGAAAGAAAAUUCUCGCGAAUGUCACGAGGAACGACAAAAAGUCUUUAGUCAAAAAAAAAAAAAAGAAGGUUUUAGGUUAAGGUUCGACGUCUUUCAAAACGUCAUUUUUCUAAAUCACGAGUGGUGGACGGUGCCAUUUUUUUUAAUUAAAAGGAUUUUCUUUAGAGGGGGAGGGGAAAAAAAAAUUAUAUUUCACAUGACUCAACAAAAUGACAAACAGUGAUUUGUAUUAUCAAAAUUGGGGAGUGUGCAAAAAGAAUUAUUAUCACUUGAUGUUGAUUGUCAAGGAAUCGAGGACGUGGUGAGAAACUUUUAUUAUUUUUUUUUUUUUUCUCUUGAUUUGUGGACAAGUUUUUUUUUAUUUGCCCCCAGAGGGUAGGGGGGAAAAAAGUUAAUGAGGGGAUCGCGAGAAUUUCGAAUUGAUUUUAUUAAAAAUGUGGACAACAAAAAUAAUGACUAUGAAGAUAAUGAUGUUAAUGAUGAUGUUAAUAAUGAUGAUGAUGAUGAUAAUAAUGGUGUAAGUGGUGGUGGUGGUGGUGUUGAUAGUGAACUGUCGAUUUCAAUCAAAAUGGCCCCUGGGCCGGAACAUCGUCAGGAACCAUUGACAAGUGAUACAAAUAAUAAAAAUACGGAAAAUCGUGUUGUACAAUUGACAAGUGAAUCAUCAUCAUCAUCGUCGUCGUCUUCAUCAUCAUCGUCAUCAUCAAAUAAUGGUGAAACAACAAAUAAUACUAAUAGUGGCGGUGUUGAUGUUUUAAAUAGUAAUUCGAACAUCGAACCUGUCGAUGGCAUUUCGAUUCCCCAGUCCAUUCCAGUUCAUUCCUUGGCUGAUAAUAAACAGGAAGAACCCGCCACUGUUUCCGCAUUGAAUGAAGGAGAACUGAGGGCAUUAUUAAACGAAGCCUUAACUUAUAAACGUCCUAAAGAUCGUGAAGGAAAAUCCGAUCUUUUUAAGGAACUUCUUCAGGAGGUCGAGGCCGAUGAGACCGAGGAAGGUCGUCGAGUAAUCGCUAAUUCUCGUUGUCUUCCUGGUUCAAAUCGUCGACGACAUAAACGUGAUUCAGUUUCCGAACGACUCACACACGGUGGAUCAUUGCAAAAUCUUGCACAGCCUAUUAAUUCAGAAUUCGACAGUAGUUUCGCGUAUCUUACAUCUGGAUCGAGUCACACAUACGGUUGUAGUCGAAGAAAAGGGAAAAAGCACACGGGACCAAGUGUUUCCGCCAGACAACGAGAAGGUGGUUCACUUCCGUCUAACGUCAACGCCUCCCACACGAUUGCAUCGCUUGCCAAUUUUGAUUUGGUCUUCGACAAAAAGCGUUUCUCGGAGGAAAGAAACGUUUGCGACUGGACGCUAAAGGAGAAAUCAAAGUCACUUGACAAAACUUCGUGCACCAGUUCAAAGACGAAAUUCGACGAGAAGGAUAAGGAGAAAAAGGAGGGAGGAAAACGUGAUAUUGCCGGUGGGCCGAGCGAAGCGGAGAGUGAGAUUCGUGAAAAGAGGAACUGCCGUGGCAAACAAGGGACAAAUGAAAUGCUCGAAUCGGAUAACCCGAGCCUAGACUGUAAACGAGAUUACAUGGUAAUCGAUCUGAGCGAUGUUGAGCAGGUGCCAGGUAACAAUGAUCGAAAUACAAGUAGCACUCCAAGUGGCGGCGGGAGUGUUCAAAGAUCGCGCUCCAUCGAGACAGAGGACGAUGAGGGCACGGAAUUGAAGAUAAUUGAGCCAAGACGACCGGUACAAUUUAUCACAAGGGCAACAUUCGAUAUCGCUCAAACGCCCGUUGAUAGUACCAUUGAAUUUCCAUUUCGUGAUCAUCAAAAAGACGAAAAAUCAACAUCGAAACUUGCAAUCAAUGGCACAGACGCAUCGAGUGCACUUCCAUUCACAACCUAUAAUAGUGUUCGCGUUCUUGGUAAUCCGAGUUCAACAUCGAAUGCCACAUCAACACAGGGUAAAGUCAUAGUGCCGAGUGUAUACUCGGUAAUGCCCGUCACAUGGUCGUCUUCAAAUCUUGCUAUGGAAGCAAUGUCAAGAUUCACUGCUCAACAUAUCACAGUUAAAGAUUCUGGUGAGAAAAAAUCAUUAGAUGAAAAUGGUAAUGCAGUGCAGGGUUACAAUAAUGGUGAACGAAAGAAAGUUCGUCGAAAGCAUACGCAAGAGCCAAAUGUCAUUGUCUAUAAAGCAGGUGAAGUUGAGGGUCAUCGUAAUACGGAUGAUAUUGCCAGUCUUUUGAAUUUCAUUGAAAAUAAAGAGUCAAAGGGAAAAAAGGGCAAAACAGGUAAUGGUGGUGUGCGUGUAAAAGCACAAAAUUCAGGCGCAAAACCAAGAAAUCGUGAUAAAGACACAAAACGUGAACAAAUACCCGCCAAUAAACUUCAUAAAUCAAAUUCACUUGAGGAAAUUUCAAAAACAAAACUAGAAGAUCUCACUAUUGAAAAGUGUACGAGUUCGAGUGGCGCGAGUAGCGUUUCCAGUCAACACAGUGCAGGAAACGUGUCACUGCGAAGAUCAAAGCAACGCAGUACGGGCGACUCGGCUGAUUCGAGGGGCGAUCGACGUUCCUGGGGCACUGAGGAGGGUCAAUCGAUUUAUUGCAACGACACUGGUGACGAAUAUACAACGCGUCGUAAUUCAACGAGAAAAAUGAACACCACUGAAUCGGAGGCAGAACCCGAAUUUCUUGUCGUGACAAAAAAGAAGAAGAGCAAAAAACAAAGACGCAGCUCAAGCGGUAGUCGGGCACAAAAUUUGUCAACAUCUGGCUCGUAUCUUCAAAGAUCGCGUGGAUUCUCCAAUGAUUAUCGAACGCCAUUGUCACCUGAAUUGAGGAGGAAAUCAGCAAGCAGCAUGCCUCCAAGCGAUAAAUCGGACAGCAGUGAUUUGGAUUCGGUGCAUUCGUUGCCAGUUACGUCAAACACGGAGAAGCAUAAUUUAACAAAAACGCCAAAUUCAUCGGGUGGCACACCGCAAGCGAGUUAUGCGGAUAUUGCGCGAAUGGUCUCAAUAAAUAUGACUAAUUCGAUAUUACAAGAUACGCACAUGGUGCCACCGAAUGUAUUAAACAACACAAAUUGGCCAAGUGUUGUCACAACAGCAACAACAACAACAAAAGCAACAUCCGAACCCGAUAAAUUAACACACGAUUCAUAUCCAAGUCUCGAUGAAAUUCAACACGGCGAUCGACGUUCGAGACAAAAUAAUUUUGCCCACAAUCAUGUGCCCAGUGGAUUAAGUUUAAGUUUCGAUAAACCACCAUCGCCAGUUAUGAUGAUGAUGAAAUCGAAAAUUGAUAACAAAAAAGCCGAGGCUCGCGAAGAGGCAAUCAAUAAAAAUAUUCAAGUCUUUAAAUAUGUUCAAGAUAUUGAAAAAAUGCAACAGAGCUUGACGCAGGAUAAUAAAACCAACAACUCUAGUCCAAAUUCAAAUGAAACAACACCGACAAAUCCAGUGCCACCGAAAAUUACAAUGUCACCAAUUGAAUUUGAUUUAAACAGUUCGAAUGACAGCGGUAAAGAAUCAUCGAAAAGUAAUAAUUCACGUAUUAGAAAAAAUCAUGAAGAAAAUACAAAAAAGUCAGAAAAUCAAGAAACAAAAAUCGAUAAAAAUAAUGAAGAAGCAGAGAGUAAAUCACGAAUAAAAUCAUGGACACCAAGUGCUUCCAAUACAUUAACAAAAAGUGAAAAAUUCACCAAAGCAUUAAAUCCAAAAUCAAAUUCAUCAUCAUCAUCAUCAUCUAGAAACGGUCGUGACGAUAGUGAGAAAAAAUCAUCGAAUAAUGUAAAAAUUGAAAAACUUAAUAAUAAUACAAAAGAACAACAAAAAUUAUUAGAUAAAAAAAAUCAUUCACGUCCAGCGGUAAUACUUCUUGAUGAAAAUAAUUCGGAAAAUUUCCGUAAUUCCGAUUCAAGUGAAUUAACAUUUGGUUUUGAGAUAAAUGAACAACUUUUACUUGCCGAGGAUAAUGAUGAAUCAACUCCAAUUAGUCCUAUUUUUUCACCAGGAAUUGUACCGCCGCCAUUUAAUAAACCACCGCCACAAUUGACGUCAUCAUCAUCAUUAUCAUCUGCUGCUGCUGCUUCUUCUUCUACAUCAUCAAGUGGUCAUCAUUUAAAUCAAACGGCGGCAACAUUAACAAAUACGUAUCAAAAACAUGUGAGAAUAUUUGAUAAAUAUCCGGGUAAUUUCCAUAUGAAUCAUCCGGGACAUCAUCCAAUACAUCAUCAUCACCAUCAUCAUCAUCAUCAUCCACAUCAGGGUAUGCCAAUUGCCCAUGUUAUGCAAGCAUCGCCAAAUGUAAUAUUUAGGUUUCAACCGCCACCGGUGUUUAUAAGACCGCCGCCAAUUGUAUCGCCUGGUGGUAAUUUGGAAAAAUUCAUACAACAUCCACAUCAUCAAAAGGAGGAUUUUUCAGCGCGUUAUGUUGCACCUGAACGAACUGUCAAUGUUCAAAAUUACAAUCAUGAUAAGAUUGUCUCCUUUGUUGGAUUAGCAUGGGAAGAUGUGAUGAAGGAAAUGCCAGCGACAACAACUGGUCGUGUACGAUAUUACAGUGGACAGUGAGAAAUAUAUAUAUAUACCUCUAUAUAUAUAUAUGUUUAAAAAAAAAACAAACAAAAAUGAAAAAAAAAUAUAUUUAAAAAAAAAAGAAACAGUAAUUUUAACAAAAAAAAAAAGUGCUUCGUAUAACAAUAAACAAAAUAAAUAAUAAUUAAUUUACGUCUUCAAGAAUCCGUCGACCGAACAUUAGUGCGUUUAUUAAAAAAAGUGUGCGCGGAUUUAAAAAAUAAAAAAAACUGCAAGUUCAUCAUUGUUCUCCCGUAAACGAGAGAACAUUAAAAAAAAAAAAAAAACUUUUAGGCUGAUUUUUAAACGAUGGAAAAAUAUUUGUGUUCGUAAAUAGUGAAGAAUGAAUAAAGAAACGAGGAAAUAGUCAAAGAAAAAAGUGAAAAUAGCAAAAAAAAAAAAAAUGUGAGUAAUAAUAAAUAAUUUUUUUUUUCUUAAACGGGGAAAGUAGUAAUAAUUAAAGAAAUAGGAGGGAAAAAAAAAUAGUCGCGCGAGAAAAUAAUGAAAAAAAGAAAAUUAAAUAGUCUAGAGAAAAAUAGCCAAAAAAAAAGAAGAAGAAGAAGGAGAAGGAGAAGAAUAUUUGUGAACGGAAAAUAGUUAAGAAAGACAAUUCAAAGUGAACAGAAGAUAGUCAAAAGAACAAAAGAUUAAAGGAAAGAAGAAGAAAAUUGUGUUUAAAAAAAAAAAGUAGUCAACGUGAAAAAAUCAAUAAUAAAGAAAAAGAAAUAGUCUAGAAUACAAUAAAAGAAAGAAACGGAAAAGAAGCGAAUAAAAAAGAAAGGAAAGUCAGAAAAGAAAUAGUCAGGGAUAAAAAGAAAAUCUGUGUGAAAAAUAUAAACCUCAAAGGUUAAAAAAAAAAACUAAUUUAUCGAGAAUAUUCACAAUCUCGUGUCGAUUUGAUUCAAAUUCUGAAUCAACGAAGCCAAGUGGCGCAAAUGAGUGCCUCAGGUAGUAGAAGAAAAAAAAAGAAAAUGAAAAAAAAAAAGUUGUACAUAAAGAGUGAAAUAGUCGAAGCGGUUUUCGGGUAAAAUAAAACAAAAAAAAAAAAAAAAAAACUUCGAAAAAAAUCCUGAAAACACGAAAAAAAAACCAAAUAGAACAAUUUUGAUUCCCGUGCGGAGUGUGUUUUGCGAUUUAAAUCGAACAUUUUUUCUGCCGGGAAUGUAUGUCAAUCAAAAGUUGAAGAAAAAUGAGAAGAAAAAGAAGAAGAAAAUAAAGGUGAAAAAAAAAUUCAUACUGUACAGUUUCGUCCAGAAAGUUGUAGAAUCAGUAAAGAGAGAAAAAAAAGGUAAAAUACAUACAUAGAAAAAAAAACAACAAGGGGUCCUCAAAGUCAGUAGAAUGCAAACUUGUAAAUAAACUUGGAUCAUCCCUUGUGAAAUUUUUAUUAUUUUUUUUUUUUUGCCGCAAAAAAAAAUUUGUUUUUAGUGUGUUUGAAAAGAAAAACAUUUAUUUAAUAAUUGAGAAUUGUUAACAGAAACAAAUAUAUGUAUAUAUAAAUAUAUUAUAAAUAUAUAUAUAUGUAUACAUAUAUUUGUAUAUAAAUAUACACACCCCUGAUAUUGGAAACUAAAAAAAAAAAAAUAAAAAAGAAAUCUCCAGAAAACAGAAAAACGGAUCAUGUCGAAUUUAUAAUUUAAAAAAUGCGAUGGAUCUUUUUUGUAGUUAAUCGCGAGCUGGAUUACGCUUAGACAUCUUCUUUUACAAUGUAGGUGAAAAGAGAAAGAAAGAAAGAAAGAGGAAGAAAGAGAAAAGAAGGAAAAAAAUCCAAAUAACGGAAAAUCCAGAACUGUAAAAAAAAAUAUUUAGAGAAAAAAAGAAGGAAAAAAAAAUGACGUUUUUGAAAAAAAGGGGGAGAGAAAGUUGACUUUUUUUUUUCUUUUCUUUGUGUGUUGGUUUGUGCAAAGGUAAUUGCAACCUUUUUAUACAGACUCGCGUAUAUAAAUAUAUACAUAUAUAUAUAUAUAUUUAAUGAGACUCAUCAUCUGUAAUUUACAAUUAAUUCUAUAUUAUAAUGUAAAGAUUCUUUUGAAAAUAUAUUUGCGAACGUUUAACGUGUGUAUGUGUAAGAAUAAAGAAUGAGAGUGAAAAAGAAAGAAAGAUAAUAAUUAACGAAUGAUAAAUUUGUAGAAUUAUUGUCGUUUGCGCUUUUUCUUCUCAUAAUUUUGCUGUUCGAACCUAAUUUUAAAUCGAGAAAGAGAGAGAAAUUGAAAAAAAAAAAAAAUGCUUGUAAAUAUCGCGGGAAGAGCUAGACUGUUUUGUUGUUAGAAUAAUGCUUUAGUCGUGUGAAUGAUUUUUUUAAAAAAAAAUUUAUUUAUUUUCUUUUUUUUUUUUUAAUUUUUAUUUUAUUUAGAGAACGAGAACACGUCUCGCGAUUCGAUUAUUUUUAUUAUGGACAUAAAAUAUUUUCUUUUUUUCUGGGACAAAACGAAAAAAAAAAAAAAAUUACAAAAUAAUACAAAAAAAAGUUCGUUAAAAAAAAAGUAGUUAAUAAUUUUUACCAAAUUAAAUAAGGAUAAUUUAAAAAAAAGUAAAAAAUUCUAAAUUUUUUUUAUUCUUAACAAAUCAAAAUAGAAACAAAAUGCAAAAAAGUCAAAAAAUUUUUUUUUUUUGUUGAAAUUUUUAUUCUCUUAGAUAUAGAAAAUUGCAUGUAAAGUUUAUUCGCUGUUUUUUUUUCUCUCUUUAAUGUUUAAAUUUUUGACAAAAAAACUGUCGAGAAUAACUAUUAUUGAAGUGUGACUCGUUCUCAAAAUAUUUUUGUUUUUUUUUUUUUUUUUUUGAAAAAAGAAAAAUGUUAGAACGAUUGAAAAAUUGAAAAUUUUGAAUUUCCCGCUGGAUGGGAACAUGUUUUUCUUAUUUUCACUUUAUUUUUUCUUUUUUUAUUAAUUUUCAAAUUUUUUUUUUUUUCUUUUACUAUUUUAAGAUUAUGAAAAUAAUGAUAAUAAUAACAAUCAACAAAAUAAUAAUUAUUGUUAGUAUUUAAAUAAUAAUUAUUUAAAUAAUAAGAAUAAUUAUUUUCAAAAAUUUUGUUCAUAAAUUAUAUUAUUAUUAUUAUUCUUUUCUUCAUGGAGAAAAACCAACGAGAACAAAUGUGUUUAUUAUCAAAAAGUGUUCUUCCAAUUGUAUCAUAUUACAUAUAUAUUAUAUAUAUAAAAAAGAAAAAAAAAGAAAUGAAACAAAAAUCUUCGCGUCCUUCCAAUUUUUGUCCGCGCGUGUGUGUGUGUGUGUUCGAACAGCAAUUAAAAUGGGACAGAAAAAAAAACAAAAUAAUAAUAACAAAACAAAAAAAAAAAAAAGAAAGAAAAUCAUACAGAAUCAAUUUAUGUAUAUAUAUAUAGAGAAAGAGGAUUUUUUUUUCUUUUUUUGUUGAUCUAUCCUCGAAUAAAAAGCUUUGCUCAAACAUUUUGCAAUUCCUAGACCGAAAAUUAUAUAAAAAUCAAAUUUUUUAGGAUCGUUUUUUAGAAUUAUUUUUCUUUUUCUUGUAUUUUCUUUUCUAUUUUAGUUUUCUGUUCAUUUUUUUUCUCUUUAUUUAUUUUUUUGCUUUUUCCUUUUUAUUUUCUUUAUUUCUAAUCAAUAAAUUAUUUUAAAUUAUUAUUUAUUUUUACAAUUUUUUUUUUUGAUUUAUUUAUUCAAUAAAUAAUUAAUAAUAUUUCUUUAUUUAAUAAAUAGUUUAUAACAUUAUUUAUUAAUUAAAGCAAUUAUUUGAAUUAUUAUUUAUUUAAUAAAUAUUUUUUCUUACUUUUUUUUUUAAUUUUAAAAAAUUUCUUUUUAUCUGUAAUUAUGAUUAUUUUCUUUCAUUUACAGUCUUUCUCUCUUUCUCUCUCUUUUUCUAAGUGGAUAAAUCUUAUUUUUAAAAUAAUAUAAUUUGUAAGUUGGUCAGGGGAUUGCGACUUGAUUGCCUUGUUUUUCUUUUUUUUUUUUUUUUUAAUUAGUAUUAACUUUAAUUAAUAAUGUAAAUUAAUUUAAAUUUCGCAACAUUAACUUCGUGUGUCGAUUUUCUCUCCUGAGAUGAAAAGGAAAAAAAAAUGUAAUUAAAAACCACACCGACAAAAAAGAAAAUAUGUAAAAUCGGAAAAUUUCAGGAAAUAAGCCUUUAUAUUUUAUCGGCUCUUGUUUUUAGUUUUGAACCGAUGAAAAUAAUUAGGCAAAAACCUGAUAAAUUCGAUUUUUAUUUUUUGGCGGUACAGCUUCGAAAAGAAAACAUGCAAAAAAAAAAUAAAAUAAGGGGACAUUUUUUUUUUUUGAAUUAAUGACAAAAAUAGAAAAUCACGAAAAUAUAAUUCGGAUUUAGAAGUAAAAAUUACAUUUUAUCAUGGAACAAUAAUUUUUUUUUUUUUUUUUAAAUAAAAGUUUUUAUUUUUUUUCUUUUUUUCUUUAUUUUGGGGAGAAAGAGAAACUAGAGGGAUUGGCUGCCAUUAUGGAAUAAAAAUCCGCUUUUUAAAUUUAAUAGUAAAAGUCAUUGCACAGUUUAUUUAUUUAUUUUUUAUUAUUAUUACUAUUAUUAUUUUUAUUAUUAAUUAAUAUAACUGUCAUUAUUAUUAUUAUUGCUAUUAAAAUAUGUUUUUUUUUCGUCUACAUUCCCGAAAUCUCAAAAGGGGCAGAAAUUACAAAAAAAAAAAAAAAAUAUUUUGAAUUACGAGUCGCGGACUGUAAAAAUAAAUGAAGAAAAAGAUUUUAAAAAAAUUGAAAAAAAUUUUUAGAAUUAUUUUUUUAAAAUAAGAUAAUUUUUCUUUAACUAGUUCCCUUGAGAGCGUUUAACUAAAGGGAUUUUUUCUAUUACAAAACUUGAUGUGUGAUGUGUAAUCUUGGGCAUUAAAAAAACAAAAAUUCAUCAAGUUAAUUCACAAUUUUUUUUAACCGCUAUUAGAAUUCAAAUCAAUUUCCAUAAUUUUAAAUGUAUAUAGGAAUUUUUUUUUUUUAAUUUCACUGUGAAUUUAGCAAAAAUUUCUCUCGUUAUUUCAAAACAAAAUUAUUAGAAAAUAAAAGGGAAAUAAAAUUCUAAUACAAUUUAAUUUAAAACAAAAUUUUCAUUUUUUUUUUUAUAAAUAAAAAAGGCUUUUAAUUUUGAAUGAAAAACAAAAAAAAAAGCUUUCCAUUGUUUUUCAGUAAUAAGACAAAAAUUUUGACUAAAAAAAGUAAAAAAGAUAUUUUUAAAUUGGAACAUUUUAAUUUUUUAAUUUUCUAUUUUUCAUUUUAAUAUAACAAAAAUUAUCACUGUCGAUAACUACUGGGAUUUUUUUAUUUUACUUGAUUUUUAAUUUCAAAUCAAAUGUAAUUUCAAUUCUAAAAUAAAAAAAAUUUCAAUUAGAAAAAAUAAAUAAAAAAAAAAAAUUCAAGAUUUUAUAAUGUGGAAGGAAAAAGAGUUUAUUCACGAAUUACUUAUUUUCUGUUUUUCUUUUUUUUUUUUUUAAUUGUGUAGAGAAUUAAAAAGAGGAAAAAAAAUUCAAUUAUCAAAAUCAAUUAAUUUUAUUUUUUAAAUUAUUAAAAAAAAAUUGUUAAAUGUAAAAAAAAAAUUUUUAUUGAUAAUAGAAAUUUUUUUUUAUCCAAUAUUCUGAUUUGAUUUUGAGUUUUUUUUUCUUCUUUUUUUUUUGGGCAUUUCGGAAAAAAGAUCGUGGAGGCUUCAUUGAAAAAAAAAAAUGAUUGUUUAUAAACGAUCUCAAUUUCCUAUUAUAGCCUUUGUAUACAAAUGUAUAUUUUACUUUGUUAUUAUUAUGUAAAAACACUCCACGAUUAAUGUAAAUAUAUUAAACUAUAUAAAUGAUUAUGUAUAGAAAUGAAGGACAGUCUGUGACAUUUAUUAAUUAUUAUUAUUAUUAUUAUUAUUAUCGCUAUUGUCAAACUAUUCGAUGACUAUUACUAUUAUUAUUAUUAUAUUGUAACUAUUAUUAUUAUAUUAUAAUUAUAUUAUUAUUAUUAUUAUUAUUAUUAUUAUUAUUAUUAUUAUUACUAGAUAUUAUUUAAAAAAAAGAACUUAUCAUUAUGGUUAAUUAUAAUGAAAAAGAAAUGAAGAAUGUAUUUGUGUGAAUAAAUAUCUGUUUGCGUGUGUAUGUGUG